Messenger RNA from Cucurbitaria berberidis CBS 394.84, 1559 nucleotides. RefSeq names its product carbonic anhydrase. NCBI's taxonomy places the organism in Eukaryota, Fungi, Ascomycota, Dothideomycetes, Pleosporales, Cucurbitariaceae. Bases 288 to 1280 code for a protein of 330 amino acids. The record is from RefSeq and is a predicted model, not a curated record. Gene Ontology annotation, molecular function: zinc ion binding; carbonate dehydratase activity. The transcript has 4 exons.
GUCAUCCUCUCUCAACCUUCAUUUGCUCGCAGCACUGCCAAUUUGGUGACGUUGACUAACGGACUUGUUCUUUUCUCAAUCUCCUUCUUCGGACUUAUUCUUUUAAUUACUCAGUGGAGCGAGGCUAGGUUGAUCCUACGGUGUCUUCGUCUUUCCUCCGUGCACGUUGAUCGUCAGCACUGAACCUUGUACUUGCGUCUACAGUUCACUCACUUCGCAUCUACAAAAGCACUACUCGUUUCCCACUCCAGCUUGUCUUUCCGAGUAAUUCCUUUCUAUCAGUCACCAUGCUUUUCAACACCCUUCUCUUUGCCUCGACGGCAUCCGCAACCUGUCUGCACGGCCUUUCCAUGUUCAAGCGCGCAGAGGGCGAGUCAGUCAAAAUCAACACCUUUGGAUAUGGUCCUCUGAAUGGUCCUCUCAAUUGGGCUUCGCUCGAGGCUGAGAACGAGGCAUGCAAAGCGGGCUCAAACCAAUCACCCAUCAAUCUUGACAACUCUGUCACUACUGUCACCCAGAAGCCUGUUCUCAACAUCCCCGAGGUAGAGGAAGUCGAGUUCGAGAAUUUGGGCACCACCAUCGAAGUGGUCACGAAUGGCACCACAAGCAUCGGUGGCACCGACUUCAGGCUGGUUCAGUUCCACAUGCAUACGCCAUCCGAACAUCAUGUCAACGGCGAGUAUCAUCCUCUGGAAGUGCAUAUGGUGCAUGAGGCCGUCGCCGACAACACCAAACUUGCCGUUCUCGCUCUGAUGUUUCAAGUCUCUGCCGGCGAAUCGAGCUCCAUAAUCAAAUCGCUCUCUUCCUCUGUGUCAGCAAUCUCUACACCCGGCACCAAGACCGCCAUCCGCGGAGGUAUUGAUUUCAGCGACGUGGUCGCCAAGGUGGCCUCUUCAGAUGUCCUACAGUACACUGGGUCCCUCACCACGCCUCCCUGCGCCGAAGGUGUAACCUUCAUGAUUGUCAAGGACCCUCUGGACAUCAGCGUCGCAGAUUUCAACAGCAUCAAGGGCGUAGUCAAGUUCAACGCUCGCUUCAUCCAGAACUCCCUGGGCUCCCCCAACAUGCUUGAAGUUGCCAACCGCGCGGGCACCACCACUGCUUUCAAGCCUGCGGCUGUCGAGCAGCCGGCUACCAGCAAUAAGACUGCGAACGCGACGGUCGAGGCUGAAGCUGCCCCUAUGAGCAAGGGCCACACUUUCACUGUCACUGAGCUACAUGGCAAGCCUACGCAGAUCGCUGCCGUCGUCGUCAAGAAGAGGACUCCCAAGUACUCUUAAACAUAGCAUAACGGUCCUGUGGCAUGUUUGAAGUGUUGGAGACGCCCUUGCCGUCUGCUGGAAUUCAAGAACGAGGUUCUUCUGUACAAUGAUACCAUGAGAGAGAAAGCAAUAGAGACAUAUACACAGUGGUCAACCUUUUAGCGCAUGCAGUCCACCAUACAUAUGCAUAUAACCCAAUGGAUAGCUGUCUCUUAAUUUAUUCACGUGUGAAGGGUCCUACCCCAUAGAUCCAUCUUCAAUUUUUGCCGUGGUUACGUAUCUGCGUGGCAGUGAAAA